This is a messenger RNA of Penicilliopsis zonata CBS 506.65, 2822 nucleotides long. RefSeq lists its product as hypothetical. Gene Ontology annotation, molecular function: beta-glucosidase activity. NCBI's taxonomy places the organism in Eukaryota, Fungi, Ascomycota, Eurotiomycetes, Eurotiales, Aspergillaceae. The transcript has 6 exons. The coding region runs from base 283 to 2760 and encodes 825 amino acids. The record is from RefSeq and is a predicted model, not a curated record. Gene Ontology annotation, biological process: glucan catabolic process.
CGCGUCCGGAUUUAAAUACCAGCCUCGCGCCCCUUUCAUCGCGAGGGAGUUUCCUGAUCCAUCCGAUAGUCUGCCCUCCUGAUCUGUCUAUCAAUUCUCAGUCGAUCGAUUGCCAGUCAUGAAGCUUGGGUGGCUUGAGAUUGCGGUGGCCUUGGCUGCCACCGCCAGUGCUGAGGUAGUGAUUGGAUUGUCAACUCGUUAUUUGGCGAUAUUCGGGGAUGAGCGACUGACGAGGACAGGCAUUGUCUUAUUCACCCCCCUACUACCCGUCGCCAUGGUCGGAUGGCAGUGGUGACUGGGCAGAGGCGUACCAGCGAGCUGUUGAGCUCGUCUCCAGUCUCACGCUGGCCGAGAAGGUCAAUCUCACGACUGGAACCGGGUGGGAGCUUGACAUGUGCCUUGGUCAGACUGGUGGUGUGCCCAGGUGAGUGGAGUGAGACAUCAUCACGUCAUAAACAUCUGAUUGUCCAAGUCAACGAAUUGACAUGCGCUAGAAUCGGAUUGCCGGGAAUGUGCAUGCAGGACUCGCCGGUUGGUAUUCGAGACAGCGACUACAACUCGGCAUUCCCCGCGGGUGUAAACGUCGCAGCGACAUGGGAUCGGAGUCUUGCAUACUUGCGGGGACAGGCUAUGGGCCAGGAGCAUCUGGGAAAGGGUGUGGACGUGCAGCUGGGACCCGUGGCCGGCCCUCUGGGUCGCUCGCCCGACGAUGGUAGAAUCUGGGAGGGUUACUCGCCCGACCCAUCGCUGACGGGCACGCUGAUGGCCGAGACUAUCAAGGGCAUUCAGGACCAGGGUGUGAUCGCGUGCGCGAAACACUUCAUCGGCUACGAACAGGAGCACUUCCGCCAGGCGUCAGAGGCCCAGGGUUACGGAUACAACAUUACCGAGAGCUACAGCUCCAACAUCGAUGACAAGACCAUGCACGAGCUGUACGUGUGGCCGUUCGCCGACGCUGUCCGUGCCGGGGUUGGCUCCGUCAUGUGCUCCUACAACCAGAUCAACAACAGCUAUGGCUGCUCUAACAGCUACAUGCUCAACAAGAUUCUCAAGGCCGAGCUCAACUUCCAGGGCUUUGUCAUGAGCGACUGGGCUGCCCACCACAGCGGGGUGGGCGAUGCCCUGGCCGGUCUCGACAUGUCCAUGCCUGGCGAUAUCGCCUUCGAUAGCGGCACCAGCUUCUGGGGUGCCAACCUGACCGUCGCCGUCCUCAACGGAACCAUCCCCGAGUGGCGCGUCGACGACAUGGCCGUCCGUAUCAUGGCUGCCUACUAUAAGGUUGGGCGGGACCGUGUCCGCACUCCGCCCAACUUCAGCUCCUGGACCCGCGAUGAGUACAGCUACCUGCAUUAUGUUGUCGAAGACGGCUGGGGCCUGGUCAACAAGCGGGUUGAUGUGCGCGCCGACCACGCUUCGAUCAUUCGCGAGAUUGGCUCCGCCAGCAUCGUUCUGCUCAAAAACGAAGGUGCCCUGCCGCUGACUGGCCAGGAACGCUUCGUCGCAAUCCUGGGCGAAGAUGCCGGGUCCAACGCCAACGGCGCCAACGGCUGCAGUGACCGUGGCUGUGACAAUGGCACUCUGGCCAUGGGCUGGGGCAGUGGCACUGCCAACUUUCCCUAUCUGAUCACCCCGGAGCAGGCCCUCCAGCACGAGGUCAUUUCGAACGGCGGGAUGGUCUUUGCUGUCACUGAUAGCUGGAACAUUGCCGAGGUCGAAGCCAUGGCGUCUCAAGCAAGUGUCUCCCUUGUCUUUGUCAACGCCGACUCUGGAGAAGGUUAUAUCGAUGUCGACGGUAACCUGGGCGAUCGGAACAACAUCACCCUCUGGGGCAACGGGGAUGAACUGAUCCAGGCGGCGGCAGCUAACUGCAACAACACCAUCGUCGUUCUACACACCGUUGGAGCAGUGACCGUCGACGAGUGGUAUGAUAACCCCAAUGUGACCGCCAUCCUCUGGGCUGGUCUUCCAGGCCAGGAGAGCGGCAACUCGCUGGCCGACGUGCUCUACGGCCGGGUCAAUCCGGGGGGUAAGACGCCAUUCACCUGGGGCAAGGACCGAGCGAGCUACGGUGCUUCCCUGCUCACAGAACCCAACAAUGGCGACCAGGCGCCGCAGAUUGAUUACACCGAGGGGGUGUUCAUCGACUACCGCCGCUUCGACAAGUACAACGAGACUCCGAUCUACGAGUUCGGCUAUGGGCUCAGCUACACGACCUUCAACUACUCCGACAUCUCGGUGACGGCACUAAACGCCUCGGCUUAUGUGCCGGCCUCUGGUCUGACGGAAGCAGCCCCCUCGUUUGGCCAGCCGGGCAACGCGUCGGAGUAUCUGUUCCCCAGCGACAUCAACCCAGUCAACCUAUACAUCUACCCUUGGCUCAACUCAACCAAUCUGCAAGCCGCCUCCCAGGACCCAGAAUAUGGCCUCAACGCCUCCGAAUAUAUCCCCGCGGGGGCUACGGACGGCUCCGCCCAGCCUGUACUCCCUGCCGGCGGUGCCCCGGGGGGUAACCCGGGUCUGUACGACGAGCUGUUUGCCGUCACUGUGACCAUCGCCAACACAGGCUCAGUCGUGGGAGAUGAGAUUCCCCAACUGUACGUCUCUCUCGGCGCCCCCGAAGACCCGAAGAUCGUGCUCCGCAACUUUGACCGGAUCACGAUCCAGCCAGGCGAAAAGGCAGUCUGGAGGGCCACCACGGUGUAUGUGGGCGCCUCGUCGCGCAAGUUGUACCUGCAGGCCACGCUGCCGUCAGUCAACUGAUCUGUAUAUAAUUGGUACCUAGCUCUAUAGCUUUUCUCUUCUAAAUAUAAUUUUUUUCUAUA